UAUUACGUAAGAGUAAAACAUAAGGUCAAUUCAAAAAGGAAACUCAACAUGGCAGACGUAACAUCAACGAAAACGAAGCAGUUUGUCGACCUUCGUUCGAAAUUAAACGGCAUCUCCAACCAAAAGAAGCGUUCGCUUGACGAAGAUAAAAACAAAGCUUGAGCCAAAGGAAAGCAGACGUAGCUCUAGGAAAAAUUCCCGCGCUUCCGAUGAUGAAAACAGCAACGCAAGCGAAUUGCAGAAGAUCCAUGAAGGUAUACUACAACGCGUUUUGUUUGACGACGACGCAUGCAGAAAGAUCGAAAAGAAAAUCGAUGAAAUAGUAGAAAACGGCGAGAAAGGUGUAUAUCGUGAAAAAACUGUCGAUAGAGCCCCUUUGAGAAUCAAGUAUUUCUUUGGUGAAGGGUACACUUAUGGUAAACAGAUGAAUGAAAGGGGACCCGGGAAGGAAAGGCUGUAUGCACGAGGGGUUGUUGAUGAUAUACCAUCGUGGAUCUUUAAAAUGGUUGAGCGUAAAAUUGUAGAAGCUGGUAUUUUACCAAAAAACUUUAUAAACAGUGCAGUAAUUAACGAUUACCAACCAGGUGGCUGUAUCGUAUCUCAUAUUGAUCCAGGUCAUAUAUUCGAGAGGCCCAUAGUGUCUGCAUCAUUUUUCAGCUCAACCUCGUUGUGUUUUGGGUGUAAAUUUACUUUCAAACCAAUUCGUACGUCAGCACCAGUUCUUGCUCUGCCAAUAUCGAGAGGUUGCGUCACUGCACUUAGUGGUUAUGCUGCUGAUGACAUAACACAUUGUGUUCGGCCUCAAGAUGUAACCGCCAGACGAGCUGUUAUUAUUUUGAGAAGAGUGUAUGAUGAUGCUCCCCGUUUACCUCUUUCGUAUAAACCUGGAAAAAAUGACCACAACCGGAAUUUAAAAGAUCAUGAUCAAAGAGAUGUUAGUCCGAUAGGUCAACGCAGAAAGAGACAUCGAAGUCCCGAAUCUGACAGCGAAGAUGAACCUUGGUAUAUGAAAAACCGCAUGCGAUCUGAUCAUUACAAAGAAAAUAUAAAGCAUCGAAAUUCUGCACGGGAUUCUGAAUGAAAGUGAGAGGAUUUUCUUGCAAUUUGAGAUUUUGUUGUGAAUUCCUAGAAAAUUUAAUAUUGAAGACUAAGUAAUACCUGAACUUAUAUUGUAUAUUAAAUAGAGAGCAUUAUUCAAUAAAUCAUAAAUGUAUCAUUCUUGGAACUUUGUAUGCAAGUUAUGAAAAGAUUGCUUUAACACUUAUUUAGUAUUUUAAUGGUAAAAUCUACACUUGUAAAUAGCAUAAGACUUUAUUUUAGGGAAAUGUUAUUUCAUGGUAAUUAUAAUUGUAUAUAUUUGUGUUUCUUUCAAAA
This is a messenger RNA of Xenia sp. Carnegie-2017, 1374 nucleotides long. Its product is annotated as RNA demethylase ALKBH5-like. Bases 425 to 1081 code for a protein of 218 amino acids. Lineage: Eukaryota; Metazoa; Cnidaria; Anthozoa; Malacalcyonacea; Xeniidae. Gene Ontology annotation, cellular component: nucleus. The record is from RefSeq and is a predicted model, not a curated record. The transcript has 3 exons. Gene Ontology annotation, biological process: mRNA export from nucleus; mRNA processing. Gene Ontology annotation, molecular function: oxidative RNA demethylase activity.